Messenger RNA from Meloidogyne enterolobii, 1722 nucleotides. The record is from the annotation of a GenBank genome assembly. Lineage: Eukaryota; Metazoa; Nematoda; Chromadorea; Rhabditida; Meloidogynidae.
UUACGAUGACAACGAAAUCUUAUUCCAAAACCUCCACCUCCGAGUUUUCGACCUCAACGUGUAUCUAAAAGUGACUAGAACUAGGGUUAUAUGUCCGGAACCUCACCGAAGGACCGAGGAUUUUUCGGUUCAGUUUCGGAUAUUCGAAUAUUUUCUGAAAACCGACAACCUUAAAAGGGAAGAUUAAUAUGUCCCUUAUCAUCCUACACAUUUUUAAAAAAUACCUAAAAAAUAAAAUAAAUUAAUAUUAACAGUUAAAAAAAUUAUUCAAAAAUAUUGAGAAUGAGUGCUACUCGAGAAUCCUCUACUGAAACAGCUGAUCGUUAUCCUUUUGGCUACUCAACAGAGCUUACAUCAAAUCAUGAAUCCUCCAUCUGCACAGCUAAGCGCCUCAGGCAACGCUUACAACGACAACAAUCGGGACAGUCGGGAAGAAGAUAUACUGGUGAAAGUAGUGAAGGGUCAUCCUUAGUGGUACAAAAUAAAAAUAAAAUUAAAAAAAAAUUUAAAAAAAUAUCUGUGAAGGGUACCCCAACAGAAUCAGGCCGAUGCUUCACCUUUACUGCAGCACAACGUGUAUUGAGAACAGACCCAGAUAGAAAACCCUCAAUGAAUCAAAAUUUGUCUGAAAUGUUAUUAGAUGCGAUACAUAUGGAUGAUGCUAGCUUGGUAGAUAGGCUUCUGCUUUCACAUUGUGGAAAUAAGCAUCAAGCUACACUUUCAUCAUCACCCUCAAUUACAAGCACAAACACGUUUACUGACCUAGCUCAACGUAGGCAUGGUGGAGCUGCUACAAUGCAACAUAGGCGUUCUAAUGCAUCGAGUACUUUAUCAACACAUUCUGGUGGACGUUCAAAUUGUGCUACUAUGAGUACAUUACACAUGGCAGUAGCCCACAAACAACGAGAUAUCGUCGAACUACUCCUCAAAAGCGGCUAUGACCCAAACACAAUAGCUCUAUGCCACUGUAAAGGAGCCUGUACAACAUCGGGAAACAUCCCACUGGCUUCCGUUCUUCCUUCUAAAAAUCAUUCUGCAACACCUGAAAUGUGUGCGGUUUGUACCCAACUACGUGUUGUUUCAAUUCUUGACCAAACACCGUUAGCUAUUGCGGUGAGGGCACAGAGUCCAGAAAUGAUUAAUUUGCUUGUUUCCUACGGCGCUGAUGUGAACGCUGUUGAUGAGGACGGAAAUUCCCCUUUAAUGUUGGCCGUCCGUGACUCUCCUUUGAGUUGGCAUUGUCUUCAUAUACUCAUCCUUUUCGGAGCUAGAAUUCAACAAAAGAAUAGUCGUGGAAUUUGCCCUUUGGAUUUGGCACCCGAACUAAGAAAAAUACAAGAAACGUGUGUUGAAAGUCUUUUCCAAAUGGCCUGUGUCCGUCCAACAAAUUCAAAUUCUGGGGGUAAUCACGUUAGUGGUAGUCAAGUUCACUUGAGUGGAGGAGGGACGGGGAAUGGAGAAAAGGAAGAGAAUGGAGGUGGAGUGGCUGGAGGAGUAGGAGGUGGACAGACCAACAUAAACAUGGCCGGUAGUGGAACUGUAAGCACUCAAGAACGACUAAUGAAAACGGCGGCGAUGAUUUCUGCUACUAAACAUUUGCGUAAAUCAAAUGUGGAUGCUGGCAAGUGUUUAGAUUUAUUAAAACAAAACAUGUUAAUUUUAGAAUCGCUUCUGUUGCCAGCAAGUUUUUGUGAGAGAGGAAGUCUUAGCAAGUAUGUUUAG